CAUCCAGUGUCUUCGUUUUUCUUCUCUCUUCCUCUCGACCUCGAUUUCCUCUUCGCGCCUCACAGAGGACAGCCGGCGAAGCUCUUUCUGGAGUCUCUCGGUCUCCGUCGAUCUCGCUGCCGAGGCUCCUCCCUUCUUCGGAGGCGCGGAAGCGCCUGUUUCUUUCUCGAUUUUGUGCGUCUCUCGCCUCUCGACAAACUCCAUGCCCAGAAACUCUUCAGCUCGGAGUCGCGUGUAUCCACAUCCUGUUUUUUUUCAACUUUGAGUGCAUGCAUGCAGAGAACAACAGAUCUGUCUGCCUGUGCAGCAGUUGGUCUUUUAUGAGAGAUCGCGAGAACUUUUUUCUCCUCGUCUCACACUCACCGUCUGCUCUUGUGUGUCUCCUUCCUGGACCUUCGUUCUUCCGCAUAUGUCUGCAUUUCGCUCUCUGUCUGUCUCGACUUUCUUCGAAGGACUUCUCUCUGCGCUCUGUGGCCGGUUUCUCCUUGUCUGACUUCGCUUCCGCGGCGCUGUCUCGGGUGGUUGCCGUCUCUCUUUCUUCUCUCCUUCGCUCUGCUUCCUGGCGACUUCUUCACCAUGUCGCUCGACGACGUCGUCCACAAGAAGUUCACCUUCGUCUUCGUCCCCGCAGACAUUAACGACCCGGUGGAGGAGAGGACGUUUGAGGGAGAAGAAAAGAGCUUCCGCGCGACGCUGAAUGCGCAUUUCAACCGAGAAAAUCUGCUGAAAACCGAGGCAGACAAAUUCAAAGAUGACCUCAGCAAGCAAGCAGACGGAAAGCUCUCAGACGAACAGCUUUCCACUCUCAUUGGUAUCCAACAUACCUACCAGAUCAUUCCGUUAACUCUUCCGACGAAGGCGAACGGCUUCCGAGGCACAAAUGCGUACAUCGACAGCAUUGGGCGCGUCAAAAACCUCGCCGUCAAUGCUCGAGCCUCGCGAAUCUGCUCAACAGACAUUCGCGGGGACUGCUUCCUCUCCACCACAUUCGACGACGAAGAGACUUUCCAGCGCGCGAACUUCUCGCAAAAGGACUUCGAGAGGUUGAUGGCGUCGCCCCCAGACGCGACAGGCCGCUGGAGUGAAACAGCUGCACUUUCUCAACUGCUGAAUCAGCGGCAAGCGGAUGCCUCGCGCCAGGCUCUGGGCGCCCCCGCGUCCACCGAAAAGAAACACAAGCAGUGUGGAAACUGCGGAAAGGAAGAGCCUGCUGCGAGCCCAGAGAACCCCAGUCCAAUGCGGCUGAAGAGAUGCGGAGGCUGCGGGGAGGCUUUCUACUGCAGUGCAGAGUGCCAGCGAGCAGACUGGCGUCACCACAAGCGCGUCUGCAAGAAGUAGAAAGCGCUGGUUUCAAGAGACAACAGGCGACCGACGGAGACUCUUUUUGGAGACACUUGGACGGCUUCGACAGGAUGUGAGUCAGCGAGUCUGCAUGCGGAGAACAAAGGAAAAAGGAAAAAACGGACACAAAGCGCGAUGGUGAUAUACACGACGUUGAGGAGGUGGAAGAACUCCACCUUUCUCCUCUUCGGCUCUCGUUCAUGUUGCGGCCUCGUGAAGUCGCCUGAAAGAGCCAGGAGUGCCAACAAGGACGCCAGGUCAGAGAGUGGAGUUUUACGUUUCUGAAAAGGAAGAUUCCUCCGUAGGGGAAUGAAACGAUCCUCUGCAAAGUCACGCAGGAAAAGACGAUCAGCUUCUGCAGGUUGUGUGGAGAUCUGAGUUUCCUCUUCCUUCGUUUUUCUUUUCUCCUUUCCGUCCGUAAUCCUUCGUCGUCGUUGCCUUGCUUUCCUCUCUUUUUCUCUCCCUAAACUCUACGUCUCCUUCUGGGCAGAAGGAGACGUAGAGCGCAGGCAGUGUGCGUUCUCGAUUUCUGUGAGCGGUGCCGACCUAAAACUCUAAACCAAUCUGAAGAAACUACACAGG
Molecule: messenger RNA, 1923 nt
Organism: Toxoplasma gondii ME49
Lineage: Eukaryota; Apicomplexa; Conoidasida; Eucoccidiorida; Sarcocystidae
Product: MYND finger domain-containing protein
Exons: 6
Coding region: 577-1338 (253 amino acids)
Biological process (GO): regulation of transcription by RNA polymerase II
Cellular component (GO): nucleus
Molecular function (GO): DNA-binding transcription factor activity, RNA polymerase II-specific
Source: RefSeq, a predicted model, not a curated record